UCGUAAAAAUUUUGGACCAAAACUUACAAUUUAACAUAGGAAUAAUGAUGAAGAAGCUGAUGAUGGCUAGAGAAAUAUGGGUCUUUUAAGUAGACAUGAACAGGAACUUCGCAGUAAUCUUGUCUCUUCCAGCAACCUUCACUCGUGUGAGAGAGAGAAAUUCUCUCGCUCUUCCUCUCAUUUUCAUUUCCUCUGUUCCUUUCUCUCUCUAACGCAUGCUUUCUCUAUCUAAAAUUUGCCUUGCAUCACACACUCACUCAAAGAGUUAACUUUUGUGUUCAUUAUGCUUUAAGGCUAUUGCCCAAGUUCUUCUGAUCAUUUUUUUUUCUUUCACCCUUCUACUUUUCUUGAUUCUUUCUGAAUCUCUCAUUUAGUGACAGCUUCACCGUUUCUUAGUUUGGGUUAUUACUCCUUCUGCUAUGAAUUCUUUUGAAGCUUUCAGCUGAAGAGAUUGGUCGACAUGGUUGCUUCUUCCUGUUGUUUGUUGGGUUUUCCUUUGCCUUUACUCUUCUAAGAUCUGGUGGGAGCUGUGGUUCAUACGAUGGGACAAGAGACAGAAUUGGACUUUGACAGCCUUUGCGCUGUGGAUCUAAGUCCUAACACCGUUCUUCCAUCGAUUCCACGACGUUCGAGCAUUAAAAAUAGAAGCACAAGAAAAAAACUAAAGCAUGAAGAUUUUGUUUUGAGUGUAAAGGAUGAUUUUACGGAGAUUAAAUUUGGUGGUGGUCACAGGUCUCGAAAAAGUAAUUCAUCUAGCUUAAUUGAACAGGAAGACAAUGAGAGUAAAUGUUUUGAACUGAAUGUUGAGGAUGAUUUCACAGAGAUUAGAAUUGGCCGUGACCAUAGUUCUCAUAAAAGCAAUUCUCCUAGCCUAGUUGAAUUGGAAGAUGACAAAGGGCUCAAGCGACGUUCGAAGUACCAAAGCUCUGAAGACAUAGGUAAAAUAGAAGGGAUGGGGAUUCAAGGAGAAAGGAGAAAAAUAGAAAUUUCUCGUGAGGAUUACACCUCUUGGUCUUCUGGUAUUGUUGACUCUUUGUGUAGUUCUGACGAGGAAAAGCCAGAGAGGAGAGAUCUGAUAUUAUCUCUGGACACAAAAUUGAAUCAACCAUCAGUUAAUAAGGCUUGCAUGGGCCCACGUUCAUCAGAUAGUUUCAUUGAGAUCUACUCAGGUUUAGAGAACAGUGAAACUGUAUCGAAAGAUCCAAGCAAUCAGCUUGGAAAUGUUACAGGCAUUAGACCCCUUCACAAUGGCAAAAAACUUUUCAAGAGAGACAAAGUUCAUGCAUUGCAGAAGUCAUUCUCUGCUAAGGUAGAAAUGCCUAGCAAUCAUCUUCCAGUGGAAAGUGAUCUACGGUUUGGACACAGUCCAAAGGUUCAUAUAAGUCCUUUCAGGAAAAUUUUGGAUCCAUUUAUGAAAUCUAAGUCUGUCAGAAGUCGUUUCAGUCAUGCGGUAGAAGCUGGUAGAGAUAAAGCUAUUAAGGCAAUUAACUUGGAGAGAGAUGAGACAUCAAGUACACCAAAGAGUUCAGAUUCCGACUCUAAUUUUUCGAAUAAUGAUAAUCUCCACAAUGUUGUUGCAUCUUCGCCCGUUCAUUUACAUGGCUCUCUCAAGUUGGAGAAAAAACAUGGGAUGCCAUUUUUUGAGUUCUCUCAGAGCUCCCCUGAAGAUGUCUACGUGGCUAAGACAUGGAAGACAGGCAAUGCAUUUAAAUGGGUAUACACGUUUCAUUCCCAAGAUCAUCACAAAAAGAGUAAUGCUGGUAGUUUUGGAUUGAAUCACAGCUGCAAAAACUCCUUAAUGGUGGGUCAGAUGCAAGUUUCCUGUUAUUUAUCCUCUGAACUUCGAGAUGGUGGUUUUGACAACUCGAUGGUAACAGAAUUCGUGCUGUACGAUGCUGCACGUGCUAGACAAAGUACUGCAUCCCAAGGAAGUUGUGACUCUAUCCAUGAUGCUGUCAAACCUCCUAAAAGUUCUGAUACGGGCUUAGUUGGGGAACCUUUCAGUGUAAAUGAUGGGACUCCUCUAGAAAAAUUCAAAUUUCAGCGAAAACAUGCUUCUGAAAACUGUGAUCAUGGUUCUAUAGAUUCUUGCCCUUGGGAUUCAGCAGAUUUACAUCCAGACCUGGAAUCUGCAGCUAUUGUAAUGCAAAUCCCAUUUAGCAAAAGGGAGAGUUUGAAGUAUAAAAGAGGAGAUAAGACGAGUGGUAAAUUGAACUCGGCCAUACAAAACCUCUCUAAGAUUGAACAAAGGAAAGAGGAACCUCCGCAUCACACAACUCAAGAAACUCUGAAGGUGGUGAUUCCCACUGGAAACCAUGGUUUACCGACUGUUGAAAGCCAAGGCCCUUCCACGUUACUUGAUCGAUGGAGGUUGGGAGGUGGUUGUGACUGCGGUGGUUGGGAUAUGGGUUGUCCUCUACUAAUUUUGGGCACUCAUAGUAGCCACUGUGCUGAGAAUCAAGCACACAAGGGGAAACAGACUUUUCAUCUUUUUCAUCAGGGAGCAAAGGAUACCACUCCAGCAUUAACCAUGAAUAUUGUCAAAGAUGGACAAUAUUCUGUUGAUUUUCAUGCGCGAUUAUCAACAUUGCAAGCAUUUUCCAUUUGUGUUGCUAUUUUACAUGCGACUGAAGCCUGCAACGCUGUCCAGGUGGAGGAAACAAAAGAGUUGCAGCAAUGUAAUUCCUUAAAGGUGCUUCUUGAGGAGGAAGUAAAAUUCUUGAUUGAUGCUGUCGCAAUGGAGGAGAAGAAAAGAGAAACAAGAAUGCUGAAGGAAACGCCGUCAUCAUAUUUGUUCAAUCCUCCGUUUUCUCCUAUUGCUAGAGUUUAAGAUGAAGGUUGCAGAACUGUGUCUUGAGCUCUAAGGCCAAUUUGGUAAGUACAGAGUACAGAUAUCAUAGCCUCGUCAGAUGGUUCACUUUCACUUUUGGGAGACUUGACUGAUUCAAGUUAUGGAAGCUGCUUGAUAAAAGCUCCUAUUGAAGAAAUUGUCAAGGGACCUUCUCAGCAACCGCAUGAGCUCUCGGAGUCGGGGCAUUUGAUUUCUUUUGUAGGACGGAGCAAGAGCUUGCUUAGAGAAGCUGAAAUGACUAGUGUAGGAGAGACUUGGGAAGAUGCUAGUUGGGGAGGUCAGAUCAUCCUGAUAGGGAGGGUUACAGAACCCUUUUAUUUAUUAUUCUUCAAAAACAAAUCCUUUUGAAUAACUUGGUAGUUAAUUGUCCAUAUUGUAAUAUGGUAGGGAGAUGAGUAGCCAAUUGAUAAUUAGAGAGAUACUAUUGUCCUUCACAUUGAACUUUGUGUACAUUAUAUUGUUAAAGAGACAAAGUGUAAGUCUUGAUAUCAGUAAAAAUAUAUAUUUCAUAAAGUUUUGUCUUGAA
This is a messenger RNA of Cucumis sativus (cucumber), 3377 nucleotides long. RefSeq lists its product as uncharacterized. Bases 542 to 2830 code for a protein of 762 amino acids. NCBI's taxonomy places the organism in Eukaryota, Viridiplantae, Streptophyta, Magnoliopsida, Cucurbitales, Cucurbitaceae. The record is from RefSeq and is a predicted model, not a curated record. The transcript has 3 exons.